AUGAAUACCACGGAUUUCAGCACCGUGACCGUCCCACAGAACGCCCUCCCUCCCUUUGUUGCAUUCGAUGCAUACGUCAUGAUGGGGCCAGUGGUGUUGGGUGCGCUCGUCAACGCCUGCCUCUUCGGCGGUUUUGUUGUUCAGACUUACGUCUAUUAUGCACAUUUCCCCAACGAUAGUCGAGUGGUGAAGCUCACGGUAGCAGCCAUCUUGGCAGCACAGAUCGCGCAUGUAAUUUGUGUGUCGGCGACACUGUGGAAUUUUGCUGUCAGCGGCUACGGCAACCCUCUGACGAUGUUGGUCUUCCCACUAGGAGCAGAUGCGGCUAUCCUCUUCACUGCAAUUACAGGGGCACUAGUAGAGUCGUCCUUCGCGUUUCGAUUGUGGAAGCUUUCGAAAACACUUUUUCUCCCCCUUCUUUCGCUGGCACUCUGUCUAGCAGCUCAGUCCAUUGCACUCGCGAUGACAGUGAAAGCUUUCCUCAUGACAAACCUUGUGAAAUUUGCACAUGAUCAAAAUACACUGAUCACGCUUUCGCUCACUUCGCGUCUGGUUUGUGAGCUGACACUUACCCUGUCUAUGGCGUGGUACCUGAGGAAGCAACGGUCGUCGACCUUUUCAAGGCACGCUGCAUUACUUCCAAUUUGUUCCGUUGUAAUGAUUUACAGGACAACGGCCAUGAUUGACCGUUUGGUUCUGUGGACUCUCGAAACUGGCCUAAUGACCAGGUAUGUGGUAAGACAUUUCUGGCGUGUUGGGGCUGAUGUUAUGUUGAGCCUGGUCGUGGCCUUUGUCAUGAGCUUCUUCUUAACAAUGAAGCAGAAUUACAUAUGGGUUGGAGUAUACGCAAACAUUGCGUCUGUGAACGCGAACUCGUUUCUUGCAUCGCUGAACGGCAGAUUAAUCCUCCAAAGCGGGGCGAAUGAAAGCCUACACAUGAACACUCUGACUAGCUCAGGUGGUGGACGUAGCAAAUCACAGUCUGUUGUGAUCAAUGUCACGCAAUCAGUGGGAGGUCCUGUAGAGGUUUUCAAAUACGGUGAAGGUGAAGUUUAGGUUCUAGAAACCACAGUAAUGACAAUAACAGCGAUUCCUGUGUUAUAUUAUGAGGCUAUUUCAACUGCAAUUCACCAAUUUGGGUGCACGUACGGAACACCGAGAAAUGCAGGCGAGGAGCCUGAUGAGAAUUUUGUCAUGAAGAUCGCUUCGACGAGUGUUGGUGACUGCUCGGUCUUGGGUCUCGGCCUUCCAGUGAGUGCUGAAACACGUAUCGCACCUCAAUUGAUCAUGAGUUGCUAGACAGGCGGCCCCUAGAUCAUAGUACUAACGAAGUUAAUUCAUGCUGACAAGACGGUGGAGUGGUGCCGUCGUCUCGUGGUUGUCUGUGCU
Suillus clintonianus is the source of this 1389-nucleotide messenger RNA. RefSeq lists its product as uncharacterized. The record is from RefSeq and is a predicted model, not a curated record. The transcript has 11 exons. Bases 1 to 1056 code for a protein of 351 amino acids. NCBI's taxonomy places the organism in Eukaryota, Fungi, Basidiomycota, Agaricomycetes, Boletales, Suillaceae.